AUGCUUCCACGUCAGCAGAGUCUCCAUGACAGAAUCCAGAGCGACGAUUGGUGCAGAGGUCUCUCGGACGGCCUUUACGCAGACCCCCUGGCCAACCCUUCAUGCAGUGUAUACUUCCGCUGCUCCAACCAGGCUCUCGCCGCUCUGCACCGCUGUCCACCACACACGCUGUUCCUCGAGGCAGGCCUGUGGAACGGCGGUAAAGGGGAGGAGGAGGCGGGGAGCGAGGGCGCGUGCAUCCCUGAGGAGGAGUUCCUGCACAAUGCACACCUGAGGAAACUCGGAGCGAGCUCCUCUGGCGAAGGCUGGGAGGGUUUCCCUGUGGAGGGCCAGGGAGACGCGGGCUCCGCGUAUCCGUCUGGCGGCCACCGGGGGGUUUCGUUGAGGGAGGUGGCGGGUGUGAGCCGGGCAGUGGGCCUUCUCGAAUCAAAACCAGCAGCAGCAGCAGCAGCCGGCGCAGGAGGGGCAGAAAUAGCAGGGGGGGCAGGGGGAGACGAAGGAGCAGGAGGAACGGGAGAGUCUAUGGGAGCAAUGAGGAGCCAGCUUGAGGUGAAUCCACAGGCAGGGGGAAGCGGGGCUUCAUCUCCAGGUGCCUCAUCGCAGGCUGCCCCAUCUUCCCCCACCCCGUCCGCUUCCCUCCCGGACCCGCAAACCCUGGCGGAGCUGAAUGCGCUGCUGGCCUUCAAGGCGUCCGUCAUCGUGUUUAACGACCUCCUCGCCUCAUGGACCGUUCCCCGCUCCGCCUUCUCCGCCUCCUCCGCCCCAUCCGCCAACUCCGUCCCCUCCGCCUCCCCCGCCUCCUCCGCUGCCUCCUCCCCGACCCCUACAGCUUCCUCUGCGCCUGGCGCUUCGUUACUUGCUCCCCCGCCCGCCCAGGUGGCGCGCGGAGGGUGGUGGGGCUGA
Molecule: messenger RNA, 903 nt
Organism: Closterium sp. NIES-65
Lineage: Eukaryota; Viridiplantae; Streptophyta; Zygnematophyceae; Desmidiales; Closteriaceae
Source: the annotation of a GenBank genome assembly